Messenger RNA from Drosophila albomicans, 2000 nucleotides. It is a transcript of the gene Hinfp, whose product is annotated as histone H4 transcription factor. Gene Ontology annotation, cellular component: nucleus. Bases 133 to 1584 code for a protein of 483 amino acids. The transcript has 3 exons. NCBI's taxonomy places the organism in Eukaryota, Metazoa, Arthropoda, Insecta, Diptera, Drosophilidae. The record is from RefSeq and is a predicted model, not a curated record. Gene Ontology annotation, biological process: regulation of transcription by RNA polymerase II. Gene Ontology annotation, molecular function: RNA polymerase II transcription regulatory region sequence-specific DNA binding; DNA-binding transcription factor activity, RNA polymerase II-specific.
AGUACCGCAAACGCCGAAUCCAGGCUUCCACCAUUAAUUAAAUAGCACAAUCAAUUUUCUGGACAUUUCAUGUUAAGCAUAAACCUAUAGUUGAAAAAUAUAUAUAUAUAAGUGAUAAAAGUGAUAAGCAAGAUGAUGAGGCAACCAUCGGCCAAGAGGAAAAAGCCCGCGGAAAUGCAGCUGCCCUGCGGCUGGCGCGAUUGUCAGGUGAUUUGCAAUGGCGAAUGGCUGCUCAAUAGCCACAUUGCGCUCCACCUGGAGCAGCGAUGGGCGGAGGAGGCGGAGACGGAGUGCGAGGAUGAGCCGGAGGAGUGUGUGUGCGCAUGGAACGAUUGCAACUUUAGCUGCACGGAUCGCGAGGAGUUCGAGCGUCACAACUAUUAUCAUGGCUACUAUUUGCAUCUGCUGCUCCAGGGCAAAAAGGAAUGCGAACGACAUCCCGAGAUACCCGCUUGCUAUGCGCCAGCACGCCAGGGCGACAAGUUGCCCGAGUUGAAGCAGAAUUACCACUGCGGCUGGAGCGAUUGCAAUCGUGUGUUUGUCUCGAUUGUCGAGUUCCAGGAUCACAUUGUGCAGCACGCGUCCUUCGAGUACGAGAUACAAAAGUCACCAGACGACGAGCGACCCAAGACACAGUGCAACUGGAAUCUGUGCAACAAGCAACUGGAGAACAAAUAUCGCCUCAUCGAACACAUUAGCACGCAUUCGAACAAGAAGCACGUCGCCUGCUUCCAUUGCGGCGAACUCUUUCGCACCAAGACGACGCUCUUCGACCACCUGCGUCGCCAGCCGGACAACAAUACUCAGAAGUUCCAGUGUGCACAGUGCUUCAAGUUCUUUGCAACGGAGAAACUGUUGCGUGGCCACGCGGUGCGCCAUGUGAAUUGCUACAAGUGCACCAUGUGCGACAUGACCUGCAGCUCGGCCAGCUCGCUGACGAUGCACAUACGAUACAGGCAUCUGAAGGACAAACCCUUCAAGUGCAGCGAAUGCGAGACGCGCUGCGUUCGGGAAUCGGAUCUCGCCAAGCACGUGCAGAUUGUGCACGCCAAGAUGGUGCAUCAAUGCGAUCAGCCUGGCUGUCAAUACUCGGUGCGCACCUACACUCAAAUGCGUCGCCACUAUCUGGAGGUGCAUGGCAACAAUCCGAUCUUCUAUGGCUGUCAUUGCUGUGAACGCUUCUUCAAGAGCGGCAAAUCGCUCUCGGUGCAUCUGAUCAAGAAGCAUAACUUCCGCUUGCCGUCGGGACACAAACGAUUCACGUAUCGGCUCGAUGAGAAUGGAUUCUAUCGGCUGGAGACAACGCGCAUCGAGAGCUUGGAGGUGACACAACAGAUCCUCUCGCCGCAUAUCAAAAAUCAGACUGAAUUGCACAAACUGUCCGAGGCGGGCAGUUGCUUUGAGAUUGUCAAUCCGAUUAGCACCGAAUAUGAGCGCAUCAUUGUCUCGAAUGAUGCCAACGAGGCGCACUUGGUCGGUGAGGUGACCAUCUCGUUGCCCAGCCUACUUGACGAUGACGAAAACACGGUUGAUAACAACGUUGCCGUCGCUGUCGAUGCACUCAACGACAAUCAUCAUCCCUAAGCAUUGCCAAAAACAAAAACAAAAAACGAAUCCUCAUCAGAGCGCAACACAAUAAAAGGCUGUGUUCAUAAGGUUGCUUGCUACUCCUGCUCCUUCAGCUACAUGCUCCUCCUCUGUAUCCUAAUCCUCCUCGUAGUUUGUAAGCAUCCUGUCCUGUCUUCGAGUAUCAUCGUCCAAAACUCCUGCGACCAAGUACAACAAAUUGUGCCAUACACCUUCUUAAAUAUUACUUACACGGUUGCAUGUGUUGGCAUUUAUCAAUUGCUGCUCUUAACUACGAUUACGAUUUACCAUUUACCAUUAAUAAUAAGCCAAAAGUCAACAAUUAUAUAGAGAUUAUAAGAACUCGUUAAGCAUAUGAAAUAAAUGGAAACUAUGCACAUCACAUCAUGAAGCAAUAAAAACCAAGAAAGUUU